UACCUAGCAUUCUUGAGGUCUUGGGUUCCAUCUUCAGCCGAACAGUUUUUUAAAUUGAAAACGUCCCACUUAACAUAUAACAGGAAAACAGUAGAUCUGGAUAUAUAAAUGCUUGUAUUGAAAAUAGCAGCAAUGGGGACUGGAGAGAUGGCUCAGUGGCUGAGAACACUGGAUGCUCUACGGAGAACCUGGGUUUGAUUCCUAACACUCACAUGGUGACUGACAACUGAUUGUAAGUCCAGUUCCUGUGGGUCUCCCGCCCUCUUCUGGCCUCUGUGGGCAAUGCAUAUGUAGUACAAACCCAUUCAUGUAGACACAACACACAUACACAAAAAUAAAAACAAAUCUCCUGCAGAGAAGAGUUGUGUGUCCGCUUGGCAUUCCCCACUUGGUGUAUGUAUCUCAGGCCUUCCUGCCUAACACAGAGCACAGCUACUGCCCGUGAGGCAUCUGGACCAUGUUGGCGUCAUAGGCCCAUUGAGAACCCCAGAGUCUAACCUUAACACUCCACUACAGUCUCCCAUUGACUCUGACUACCGCCAUUAGGUCGCUUGGGCUUGUAAAAGAACAUGAAUGCUCAAAAUGCCAAGAUUGUGUGCUCCCAACGUGGGCUUUAGCAGAUAGUCCAAGCAACGAAAUGUCUCAAACUGAAGUUAGCUGCCAACUCAGGGUAAGGGAGAGAUAGGGAACUGGAAAAUAUAGAAUAGAAAAUGUGAGAACCUACAUCCUUUCUUUAAAACUUAGAUCCUGAGUUUGUUUCUUUUCUAUUGCUGUGAUAAGCUACCAUGUAUAAAAUGUAUAAAAGAAAGCGUUUGGUUGGACUCACGAGUCCAGAGAGAUAAAGUCUGUAAUGGCUGAGCGGCCAACCGCAUGGCGACAGGCUGCUGCAGAAGCAUCUGAGAGCUCACAUUUUGAUCCACAAGCAGAAGGCAGAGAGCACUAAUGGGGAAUGUCAGGUCCACCCCUCCCCCUCAGUGACACACCUCCUCCAUCAAGGCUUCCCAAACAGUCCCACUGACUGGGAACCAAGUAGUCAAACACAGGAGCCAGCGUAAGGAGGCCAUUCCCAUUGGAAGACCACAGAUCUGUCAGCGGUCUGUGGCAUGUCCUGUUCAUGACUAGGCUUGCAUAUUUUGGACAUCUUUCCACAGCAACACACUUCCACCUCAGUGUUGAUCGUGCUGUGACUCUUCUCCGGCCCGUGCUAUCCAUUUUUUCUUUUUAAUGUUAGGAACUUUUAAAAAGAUUACCAGCAUCUUUUUUAAAAAAUAGUUUUUGCUAUUAUCUAUUUAUUUAUUUAUUUAUUUAUUUAUUUAUUUAUUUAUAUCCCAAAUGCUGUUCCCUUUCAGUCCCCCUUACAGAGACCCUUCCCUUCGCUUCUGAGAGGAUGUGCCUCUCCCUAACCUGGCACAUCAAGUUUCUGGCAGAAAUUUUUAUUUGUUUGGGUGGCAGGUGCUUGUGGGGGACAGAGGGCAUCCAAUGCCCUAGAGAUGAAGUUAGAGUUUUUUGUCAGCUGCCACACUUGGGUGCUGAGAACGAAGUGUGGGUCCUGUGCAAGACCUAUGCUGGGAUGUCUCUCCUAUCCCGAUUUUUUUUCAACUGGAAGGAGGAAAGUAUUUUUAAUCAGAAUUUAGUCUUAGGGCCUGGAGAGAUGGCUCAGUGGUUAAGAACACUGGCUGCUCUUCCAGAGAUCUGGGUUGAGUUCCCAGCUCCUACAUAGUGGUUCACAGCCAUCUGUAACCUCAGUUUUGGGGAAUCUGAUGCCUUUUUCUGGCUUCUGAAGGCUCCAGGCAUGCAGGUGGUACCAGACAUACAUGUUCUCAAAACACUCAUAAAAAUAGACUUUAAAAAAAAAAAUCUACUCUGAUUGUCCACUGAGGCAGGAAUUCCUAGCUAGAUCUUUUCAAAAAACCUUUGCCACUGUGACCCUGUAAAACAGUUAUGGAUAGACAGUAAACAUCCAUUAGUAUUAUAUCAGGGUUUUUUUAUUCUUUUGAGUUGUAUCUUAAAUUAUAUUAACUAACAAAUGAAAGAGGCAGGUCUUCUAAGUUGACUGAUUAAAGAAUAUAGGUCUCUGUCAGGUGUGAUGGCGCACACCUUUAAUCUCAGCACUCAGGAGGCAGAGGCAGGAGGAUUUCUGUCAAUCUGAGGUCAAUAUGGCACAUAGUGAGUUCCAGGAGAGUCAAGGCUACAUAGUGAGACCCCAUCUUUUAAAAAAUGGGAAUAUGAGUUUUCUUGGUAACAGUAAGGUCCAGGCUAGAGAUGUGUAUCACUGAGGUGCAUACAAAUAAUAAAUAUUUUAGAAAGAAUAUAUGGCUAUUUCCAGGCAUGGCAUAGUAAGGUUUUAUUUGGAAAAGCAAGUUCUUGACCUGAAAAGAUUUGAUUUGAGUUUCUGACACCUCCCCCCACCCCGUGUGUGUGUGUGUGUGUGUGUGUGUGUGUGUGUGUGUGUGUGUGUGUGUCUGUCUGUGUGUGUGUGUGUGUGUCUGUGUGUGUGUGUGUGUGUGUAUGUGUGUGUGUGUGUGUGUGUGUGUGCGUGCCCACACGCAAACAAGCAAGUGUGUGUGCAUGUGAAGGCCACAAGGCCAAUUUUGGGUGUCAUCCCUGGGAGAGAUCCACCUUGGUUUUUUGAGACAGUGUCUCUCAUCAGGGCUUGGGACUUGUGGGCGAGGCUGGAUUUGCUGCAGUCAGACUUGUCUCUCAUUUCCUUAGACCGUGAUUGCAUGCGCACCAGUACCCCUGGAUUUUUCUGGGGUGCUGAGUAUCCAACUCAGGUCCUCAUGUUUUCAUAGCAAGCUCUUUACAGACUGAACCACCUCCUCCACCUUUAGUUUUGUUUUUCUUGAGGCAAUGUCUUAUUCUGUAGCCCAGGCUAGCCCUAAACUCACAGCAGUCAUCUUGCCUCAUCCCCCCCACACAUACACACACACACACUCCCACCCCUGAAGUACUAGAAUCACAGGCACGAGUCACCAGGCCUGGCCUUGAAAAUGUGCUGUUUGGGGUGAAACAGUCAGAGGGAGUUGGCAUUGAUCAGAUAAUCAUCCCAUUAAGGAAAGUGAGUGCUCUGGAGCACAGAGCACGGCCCCAGAAGCACUCCAGCCUGGAGUCUGAAGUGACUUCCCCAAACGGAAGGACACUCGAGCAAGCUGGAAAGAGUAGGCAGUAAUUGGGGUGUUCAUGGUUCCCAAAAAUAGAGAAAGCAUGUCAAAUAAAGACAUGGCAGGGCUAGCAGAGCUCGUAACAGAGACUAGCAGGGAAGUCCAAGGCUUACCUCCUAAGCCGAUAUAAAGGCACAGACCUGAGGAAUUCUAUCCUAAAGGCUGCAGAAAGCCGAUGGAAACACUCAUGCUGCUAUGGAUGUUCCUGAGUGUCCUGGGGAUGGCCUUAAUUUAACAUGCACGAAAUCCAGCGACUCCUCCUCCUCCUCAUUUCCAGCUCUCUGGCCAUUCUUCUGGUCUAUUUAAAACCCUUCUCUUCUAUUUCAUCCUUGAGCCAAUUAGUUACCAGUUUAUUCCUAAAAUUCUCUAAAAUUCUGGUCCAUGGUGACAAAUGCACUCAGUGUCACGCCUGCCUCAGUUGAAAGCCUCACCAUCUUAUCUGAACUAUCGUAGUGUCUUCUAAUUGUCUCUACCUUGCCUCUUACCCACUGUCACCUUUUCCCCAAAAUAUACUGAAGAUGGCUUCUCACGAAUUCCCUGAGGUCCACUGUGACCCGGGAAUGUGGUCUCACACUUUUUUAAAAUCCUUAAAAAUAGCCUGAUUGCUCUAUAGUUUGUACCAUGAAGUUCACUCAUUUAAAGUGUAGCACCAGAGUAUUUUUAGCAUUUGCACAGUUACGCAGUCAUCACUACACUUCAACAUUAGAACACCUUUGUUGCCACCCAAAAUAAGGCCAGACCCAGUAGCAGCCAUACCCACCCACAACCUUUCUGCAAACUUAGGGAAGCACCAAUCUAUUUUAUUUCCUUAGAUUGACUGGACAUUUCACACAAACAUAAUCACAGAACCUGUGUUCUCACAUGAGUAUCUCCUUUGAGAUAUGUUUAGUGUAUGCCAACACUUCAUUUCUGUGAGAGAAGGCCCUCCCAUUGCAUGGAUAAGUGGCCUGGAGUUCCACUUGCUUCUUGGGGUCUGAUGUUUAAAGACUUGAGUGGUGUGGUGCUAGCCCAUCUCCAUUUCCUAUGAGUGCCUUGAACAUGUACUGUUCAAUAAGCCUCGAUUGCAGUGUGCCGAGGGCAAGGUCAAAAUGGACUGUGCUCUGCUUACUGUGAACACACAUUCCUCGGCUGACUCCCACUGAGCUCCCAGAGUAGAAAGGAAAACGCCAGCUUCACACUGCAGUCAGGACCUAGCUUUCCCACACUGUCCUUUGCCCCUGCAGAGGAGGACAGGGGCACUAUUCCAUUUAACUGGUGAAAAGCUACAGACCUUGGACAGUGUGAAGGCAAAGAUGAAGAUGUGAGUGGAACACGAAUAAGGUCUCAGGAGAGCAAAGCACCUAACCUGCCAUAGAGCUUGGAGAGAUAGGCCUACUAUCUGGGAGAGACCCACAAAGGGGUGUUUGUGACCUUGGCCACAUACACGGGGAGGUGACAGAGUUUCCCGAGUGCCUGAUUCAGAAGUCUUCCAAAAAUAGAAAUCCAUUCACUCUGGCUGGAAAAUUAGCCAGCACCUCAAUGAGGACAGACCCUGGGUGGACUGUGCACAGUACUUCCUGAAGGUGCUUUCCUUCAAUCAGAGGAAACCUGCAAUGUGUUGAACCCCCUUUUAGGGGAGAGGAAAAGUUUCGUGUCUGGAGUCCCAACUACCUCAGAGUAGCAGAGAACUGACACCCCUGGGCUAGAUCAGCUCUCAAAUAGAAAGGAAGGCAGACACUAUUUCAUAUAUGUAUAAUACUAACUACUUAAUAAGCACCAUUUAACCUUUUCUUGCUUGUAUAUAGUGUGUGUGUGCUCUGUGUGCAUGCACGUGUGUCUCUGUGUGCCUGUGUAUGUAUGUGCACGUGUGUCUCUGUAUGUGUGUGUGCCUGUGGAUGUGCACGUGUGUGCAUGUAUGUCUAUGUGUGCCUGUGUAUGAGAUUGUGUGCCUGUGUGUGUACAUGUGUGUCUGUGUGUGCGCGCAUGUGCAUCUCUCUGUAUGUGCAUACACACACAUGUUUGGCUGAGGUCAAACCCAAGGCUUCGUGAAUUCAGCACAAGCUUUCUCCUGUGGCGCUAUAUCAACAGUCCAAGUUCAUUUCCCUAUGUUAUCCUCAUGACAACCCUGUGCAGUGUGCUGGACAGAUAUUCCUCACCCUGUACGAGGGAAAACCAAAACUAGCCAGUCAGAAGCAGAUCCAGAGGCUUCUGACGUCUCAGCGUGUGCCCUGCCCAGUACGCCUUGCUCCUAGGAGCCAUGACCGACACUAUUUAAUAGUACCUGCCUCUUCCACGAAUGGAUAAAACUGAUUUUGUCCACAGAGCCAUGGGGGUGUUGAUGUCCAAGCGGCAGACAGUAGAGCAGGUGCAGAAGGAAGUACAGGAGGAGAAGGAAGCAGAGGCGAGCGCCCCCGUGGUCCAGGAAGAGAGCAGUAUCAACCGCGCAGCCUGGGAGCGGCUCCGAGAUGGGCGUGGCGUCGAGCCUGAGGAGUUUGACAGGACCAGCCGAUUCACGCCUCCUGCCUUCAUCCGGCCCACGCGGAAGCUGGACGAUGACAAACCUCCAGAUAUCUGCUUGGAACCCCGGGAGCCUGUUGUCAACGACGAGAUGUGUGACGUCUGUGAAGUCUGGACCGCUGAGAGCCUCUUCCCAUGCAGAGUCUGCACCAGGGUUUUCCACGAUGGUUGCCUGCGCCGCAUGGGCUACCUCCAAGGGGACAGUGCAGUGGAGGUGACUGAGAUGGCCCAUACAGAGACAGGCUGGAGCUGUUACUACUGUGACAACCUUAACCUGCUGCUUACUGAGGAGGAGAUGUAUAGCCUUACUGAGACCUUUCAGCGGUGUAAAGUCAUCCCUGAUUGCUCCCUGACACUGGAGGACUUUGUGCGCUACCGCCACCAAGCAGCAAAGCGAGGGGAGAGCAGCAGGGCCCUGACUGACGAGCAAGAGGAGCAGGCAGCCCGCCAGUUUGCAGCCUUGGACCCUGAACAACGGGGUCACGUAGAGUGGUCCGACUUCUUGUCCCACGAAUCCCUUCUUCUGCUGCUGCAGCUGCGUCCCCAGAACUCUCUCUUGAGGCUCCUUACUGUCAAGGAGAGGGAACGAGCCCGAGCCACCUUCCUGGCACGGGGCAGAGGGAGCACCAUCAGCGAGGCGGAGUGCCACCAUGCCCGGCAUUCUUGGUUCUGUAAACGCCUUACAGAGGCUCCUUCCUGCAGUGUCAGCAUCAGCCAUGUUGGGCCUAUAGCAGACAGCAGCCCAGCUGCCAGCAGCAGCAAGAGUCAGGAGAAGGCCCUGCUGCCCACAGAGCAGGAGUCCAGAUACGUGGAUUGGCCCACCUUCCUAAGAGAGAACGUCAUCUACAUCUUGGCUGCUCGUCCUAACAGCGGAGCGAUCCACCUGAAGCCCCCAGGAUAGGUGGGACAGAGAAGCUCAGUUCUGGGACGGUGGCAUCCUCUCUCUCUCUCUCUCUUUCCUUUCUUUUUCCUUUACCAACCUCUGGCACUGAGACUCAUGGGAAUGGGACACUGCCAACAUCUUAAUUUGUCAUUAAGCUUUAUGGCACUGAAGCCACCGUUCCCCUCACAACCGAGGCAGUAUUGCCAUAGUGAGAGGCCCCAAGAGCUGUGGCAUUACCUGCUAUGGAUCACCUCCUGCCCGCACAUCAUAAAACUACCUGCCACCUCACGCAUACGUGUGUGCACAUGCGCAUACAACCACAUACAUGCCUAGACAUCCAUGCCUUCAAACUCCUUUGGUUCUUUCUUUGAUGAAAAAGGACCAAAAGCCUUUUGUUGAGCCCCCCUGGUUUAGAUAAGAGGGUCUCUUCUCACUCUUUUUAUUGGUCAGUUCUGAUUCCCAGGAGAAAGAAGGGGACAAUUUAAAUUCACUUCCCCUCCAGGAGAUGCCGAGAGGCCCCCCUGCCCACAUGGAAACGCCCUUCGGUGAUGACCACUGUUAUUUGUGAGUGUCUGUAUGUCCCUCAGGUAUGCCAUGGUGGGAGAACAGUUCAAAACCAUCCCGAAGUUUGUGUUUAAAUUCUGAUUCCUUGUGAUAGAGAAGGAACCUAGUUUGUGGAUUUCUGCCUGGAGAAAGUGGAGACAGUCUCUCCCAGAGAGCCAGAAGUCUAGGAACUUUUCAGCCAGGUCAUCCAACUUCACAAGUCCUUAGCAGAACAGGAAAACCAAGAUGAGACCCCUGGUCCCUAGUCUUCAAGUGGUCCAAAGCUCUAGGGACCCAAGAAGAACAGAUACACUGGCAGGAAUCACUGUGUGUGAGGUGCUUUAGCCUAGGUGGCGGCCUCAGAGGCCGAUGAGGAUGCAGAAAAGAAAGCCCGGGCUUUUCCUACUUUCCAGCCCAACUCAGCCACAGACAUAGAACUGUGGCAUCAUAUGGAGGGCAAGCCACCCUCUUACAUAGCCAGAGGAGCUCUGCAGAAUGCCUACGCAGUUGUGCUUUUUAAGAAGAGACAACAAAGGCUCGAGAAGAUUUGUAUCUCAACUGUCAAGAAGUCCUAGUCAGCGUCAGAAGGGGGACAGUGUGUCCUUCUCCCGUCUCCCCAGUCGCUGCUUCUCCCUGAUGCUCACUCCGUGUCUUCCCCUCACCUGAGAGGACCUUGUGGACAAGUGGAGAACGAACGCCAUGGGUGUAGCAAGCUUGGCCUCCAGGCUUUGUGUAACCCAUCACCCAGUUCUGAAGCUCUGGAGUCAGAACAUGGUGUGGGUCAGCCCUAAGACCUAGGGAUCCAGGUUCUGGAUUUCUGUUUUCAACCAGAUGACUUGGGUAUGGGCAGUUCUGACAACUAGUUCUUCAUGAGAGAACUGAGCAAAGUCCCGCAGAAAGCUUGCAUUGUCUCCACUGCUGAAAGCACUUGUACUAAAGUGGAUGGUUUCAGGAGAAGGAGCAUGCUGCUCAGUGUUGAGAGGCUCAGAUGCCAUGGGCACCUCCAGCCAAGCCUUGCUAAGAACCCUGCAUGCUCUCCUUCUGUAGGACCUGCCUUACCUAGAAGCAGGGUAGUAUACUGCUGGAGACAGAUUAUUUAGGACUGAAAUGAAGCAGGCAGGAGAUACAUGUGGGUUCAUUUUGAAACCCACAGCUUUUAAAAACUAUUACUUAAAGCUGGGCAUGGUGGUACAUACCCUUAAUCCCAGCCCUUGAGGGACAGAGGCAGGUGGAUCUCUAUGAGUUGAAGGCCAGACUGGUCUAAAUAGCAAGUUCUAGGCCAGCCAGGAUUACACAAGUGAGACUUGGUCUCAAUAACAACAAUGAAAAUGACUCGGCCAUGUUCCCAGGACUGAUCAGUAAGAUGGCCCAUUAUUGAAUCGAGUCGAAAACAAAGCACAAACCUGCUGGGCUCAAGGACUGCAUCUGUAGCAGCCAGCCCUGGGGUUUUCCAUUGAGAAGAUUAAAGCAUGCUAAAUUCAGGGGCUCUUGCUCGCUCUCCCGAUGAGUCAUCUUUCUCUCUCUCUGUGGCUGUGGGCUGCUGAACCGCACAGAGAUAAUUCAUCUCUGGGCUUUGGGAAUUGGACAGUGCUUGUCUGCCACUCCCCAGCUGUGGACACUGGGAGUCCAUCUCUUCUGUUCCAUGGUCCUCUACAGACCAAGACGAUGCUUACCACCUUGGAGCAGCUGUUUGUUGCUUCUGUACGGUUGAAUGGCAGAAGCCCACAGGCUGAAUCGGACUGUGCAGAGCCAGCCCCGCAGCUCAUCCUCAACAGGACCAGGCCUAUCUGGGAUCACCUCUUUACCCAGGAUGGCACAGGACAGCUGACCUUUUCUCCAUAAGCAUCCAGUGUUGUUCCAAAAGGAGGGCCCAUUGCUCCCUAGUCCGUUGUUACAGAAGCCCGCCCCAGCCCUAUGUCCAUAAUCUCUCUUUGGUGUGGGCUCAGUGUUUAUAGAGGUACACUGUCAUCAACCUAGUAAGACUCAUUCCCUUUCCAAGCCUUUCUAUCACUGUGACUGUCUAAAAUUCUGCCAAGUGCAAAGGUUAAUGUCUGGCUCUGAUGAGGGUCUGAGAAAUGUUUCAGUCUUUCCCAUCUUGGCUGCUGAAAGUUAAGAUCAAUGCUUUUCUCAACACCGCCCAUCCUGAGCUCCAACCAAUAGAGGCUUGGGUUGCAUAUAUACUUCUCUGAAGACCACUUCCCCCAGGCCUGGUUCUCAUCCAGAAGUUCUCAUCCUUAUAUUCAGAUUAACUAAGGGAACAUCAGGAUGCCACAGCAGAGCUGCAGGGACAGAGCCGCUGAGAGCGGCUCAGCACUGCAUAACCUCUCCGGGUCUGUCCCUUGGCCUCCUUCCCCCACAAGACAUUUGAGCAGCAGCCCCUAUGGUAUCCAGGGAUGAAGCAGUUUCCUUAUUCCUAGGUACUGAUUCAACUCAAGUGCUCUUCCUUUGAGGAAAGCUGCAGCAGAAGCCAUGAAUACAUUGCCUCUUUCUAGCCCCAGCCCAAGCAAUGGGCUGGCAGGGUAAACACUUGCCUUUCUGGACCUAGUGCUUCCUAAGGGAGGUCACCUGGACCUUGUUUAAGUGGCCAAGUCUUGGAGUUCCCCCAUUCCUAUCACCAAAACAGAAAGCACAGAAUUCAACUGCCUGGGAAGAGGGCACUCCACUGGGAAGUGGGUGCCAGGGUUGUCCCAUGCCUUAGUCCAAAGCACAAUAAUCAUUGCAGGCAUCACGGCUUCCCAAAGUGCAUAAAUCAGUAAGGCGAAGAGAAAGGAUCAACAGAAACUGUCUAGUAGGGGCCCAUCCAGCCGUGACUCCCCAAGAGGCAAAAGCAAGCAACCUUAAGGCACAAAACUUGAACUGGCAGCAGGCUCUGGUAGUCCACGUCUCCUUCCAACCAGCAGAGUAAAGGCACAGACACAGUUGUGCACCGCAUAUGUAUUCAGAGAGACACAAGUAUGUAGAGUCAUUCAUGGCCCAGAGCGUGGAAAAUAGGGGCAAGUCUUGUCUGGACUGAUGAUUAAGAGACCCGUUUCCAUUCUGGAAAUCCAUUCCAAAAACCGUAUCACUCGUCAGCAUCUUCGUAGUACAAGCAUCGAAGAGUGCUCUUACACAAACCAAACAGCUACCACAUUAGUAGGCAAUAUAACUUAUGGGACCACCAUUGUGCAUGCCAUCUGUUGUUGGUUGAAAUGUCACUAUGUGACACGUGACUAUUCUGUACUUGGCUCUAAAAGGCCAAACAACCUUAAUGCCAAAAUUUCAGAACAUCCUGACAGCAUCUGUAACCAUGGCCCCUUUCUAGCCUGCCAUUUACAGUGGAGCCAAGUCGUCACAUCCUCCUUGCCAUCUGGGUUUCGUCUGCUCGCUGUAUCUCUCUUGUCCUGGCUGCAGCCAAGACAAAGGAGCUCUUGAGUGGGCAUGAUCAUUAUACGGCCUGGUCCCACAGCUCAGCCUGGGAAUAUGGUGGAGCCGAGCAUUCCUCCUGCUGUUGCUGGCCUAUUGCCACUAUGUUUGGCAACCUUGUAAAGAAAAUGAUAGGCUACAGAAUCCCCACUAGACCAACACUAAAGAAAAGCUGCUUCCCUCUGGGAUGCAUGCCCCAGGGGCCCAGAGCUUGGAGACACGGGUUAGGUCUUAUCUAGACAAAUAGUUUAGAAGCCCAUUUCAUUCUAGUUUGGAAUAGAAAGGGUUGCCCUUUCUAUAUCCAUAAUCAUCAAAGGCCUUCAAGUUCAGCCUCCAAGCAUUAAGGGGUAUCCAUAGUUUGUUUCCAGCCAAACAGACUGGGAGGGGGGUUCUGAGAGCCCUUCAGUAAGUGAGGACCCAAGGCCCUCUGGCUCCUCGUGACCUUCCCGUGUACUUUCUUGCUGAAGGUAACUUAACAGUAAUCAGAGGGGACCAACCCCAAGCCCUGUCUUCCUGUCUACAGCUGCAUGAUUCUCCCUGUGACAGCCUUCACAGUACUCCAAGCAGGAGCCCCCAGAGGCUGGGCACUGCAGACACCAUAAUAAACCAAUUGCAAUGUUGUU
Messenger RNA from Mus musculus (house mouse), 11108 nucleotides. It is a transcript of the gene Phf24, whose product is annotated as PHD finger protein 24. Gene Ontology annotation, biological process: negative regulation of DNA-templated transcription. The transcript is spliced from 8 exons. Bases 5437 to 6558 code for a protein of 373 amino acids. The record is from RefSeq and is a predicted model, not a curated record. NCBI's taxonomy places the organism in Eukaryota, Metazoa, Chordata, Mammalia, Rodentia, Muridae.